Messenger RNA from Melopsittacus undulatus (budgerigar), 2675 nucleotides. It is a transcript of the gene METTL14, whose product is annotated as methyltransferase 14, N6-adenosine-methyltransferase non-catalytic subunit. Gene Ontology annotation, cellular component: nucleus; RNA N6-methyladenosine methyltransferase complex. Gene Ontology annotation, molecular function: mRNA binding. The record is from RefSeq and is a predicted model, not a curated record. The transcript is spliced from 11 exons. NCBI's taxonomy places the organism in Eukaryota, Metazoa, Chordata, Aves, Psittaciformes, Psittaculidae. The coding region runs from base 68 to 1447 and encodes 459 amino acids.
CGCGUCGAGCCGGAAGUGACGCAGGACGGAAGACGGUUGACGCUGUGGCGGAGGCCGCGGCGCGGGGAUGAACAGCCGGCUGCAGGAGAUCCGGGAGCGGCAGAAGCUCCGGCGGCAGCUCCUGGCGCAGCAGUUAGGAGCUGAAAGUGCGGACAGUAUCGGUGCCGUGCUGAACAGUAAAGAUGACCAGCGGGAGAUCGCUGAAACAAGAGAGACGUGCAGGGCUGCUUAUGAUACUUCUGCACCAAAUGCGAAACGCAAAUACCCGGAUGAGGGAGAAGCUGAUGAAGAAGAGAUUGAAGAAUAUAAGGAUGAAGUAGAGCUGCAGCAAGAUGAAGAGAACCUGCCCUAUGAAGAAGAGAUUUACAAAGAUUCCAGUACAUUUCUUAAGGGUACUCAGAGUUUAAACCCACACAAUGAUUACUGCCAGCACUUUGUGGAUACAGGACACAGACCCCAGAACUUCAUCAGAGAUGUUGGCUUAGCAGAUAGGUUUGAAGAAUACCCAAAACUUAGAGAGCUCAUCAGAUUGAAGGAUGAGCUGAUAUCUAAAUCUAACACUCCUCCCAUGUACUUACAAGCAGAUUUGGAAGCUUUUGAUAUUAGGGAACUGAAGUCCAAAUUUGAUGUGAUUCUCCUGGAACCACCACUGGAAGAAUACUACCGAGAGACUGGCAUUACUGCUAAUGAAAAAUGCUGGACCUGGGAUGAUAUAAUGAAAUUGGAAAUUGAAGAAAUCGCAGCCCCGAGGUCAUUUGUGUUUCUGUGGUGCGGUUCAGGCGAGGGUCUGGAUCUCGGUCGAGUGUGUCUACGCAAAUGGGGCUACAGGAGAUGUGAGGACAUUUGCUGGAUUAAAACGAAUAAGAACAAUCCUGGAAAGACCAAGACUCUAGACCCUAAGGCUGUUUUCCAAAGAACCAAGGAGCACUGCCUCAUGGGCAUUAAGGGAACCGUGCGUCGCAGUACAGACGGUGACUUCAUCCAUGCUAAUGUUGAUAUUGACCUCAUCAUCACAGAAGAGCCUGAAAUUGGCAAUAUAGAAAAACCCGUAGAGAUUUUUCACAUCAUUGAGCAUUUCUGCCUUGGACGGCGACGUCUUCAUCUUUUUGGAAGGGACAGUACGAUUAGACCAGGUUGGCUGACUGUAGGACCCACCCUCACAAACAGCAAUUUCAAUGCAGAAACGUAUUCUUCAUACUUCACCGCUCCAAAUUCCCACCUGACGGGCUGUACUGAAGAGAUUGAGAGGCUUCGUCCCAAGUCACCACCACCCAAGUCCAAGUCUGACCGGGGAGGUGGUGCUCCAAGGGGAGGAGGAAGAGGAGGGACUUCAGCAGGCCGAGGAGAAAGGGGUAGAGAGAGGAACAGAACUAACUUCAGGGGUGAGAGGGGUGGCUUCAGAGGGGGACGGGGAGGUACCCACAGAGGAGGCUUUCCUGCCCGCUGAUCACUGUUAGGUAAUUGCUUCUUCCCCCAGUCCUGUGCCUCAUCUCUGAACCUUUUUCUUGAUCAUGUUUUUGCUAAAGUGAAUUAUUCUGGUGACUCUUAGAAUUGGUUUUGGUGCAAGCAGUUACAGUUAGUCUGCCUUCCAGUGACCGGCCUGGUGCGUCACCUCACCUACCUCCUGCAUCCUGUAGCAAGAGUGCUACACUCAGCCUCCUGGCAGCUUCUAGUGUCAGAGCAAAGCACACCAUGUCUUCAAAUCACAGCUAGGACUGCGGUGAAGAUACUUGCUUUUUCCUUCUGAAAUGUGCAAAGUGUAGGCUGUUUUAACUGGUGUUUUCUCCAAAACAUGGAUUCCUUUUCCUUCUCUGAGAGUGCAGGUUUGGACUGACUUGAAUGAAUAUGGUGGAGAGGGCAUGAAAUGCGGUUCUGAAUUGCAUGGCCAUACCAGACUUGCUCUCUUACUCAUGGAAGAAAAAGUGCUGUGUCUAUACUGACACUUGUUUUAACUUCUUUGAAACCAAGGAGCAAAUGAAAUAAAUAGAAUUCUAUUUUUUCCUGCUUGGUUUAAAUAUCCCAGAUUAUUGCUGGGAAUAGGGAACAUGUUUAUUUUUCAUUUGUGGUGUAUAUGCACUCAGUUCUCACAUCUGUCAUGGGGAGAGUGGUAAUUCUAUGCAGUCAUGUGUUGUGCUUCAUGAAAAACAGGAAGCUGUGCAUUUAUGUGUAGUCCAGAACUACACAUCGGUCUGGGUUGCUGCUCAAGCAGGGAUCUUCACCAAGCAUCUGUUCAUCAUAGCCUUGUCCUUUGGUAGUCUAUUGCCAAGCAAUUGCAAUGCAAGUAGUAGAAAGACCUGGCUGGAGGUGUAUUGGAAAUGUGAGGCUGUGCUGCAAGAGCGAGCACUUCCGAAGACAGAUCCCCUGGGUAAGGAGAGCACAAUAAUCCAGCUGAGUGUUGUGCUUUGCCUGUGGACCCUCCAUGCACUGAAGUAGACUGUUGGUGAUCAGCUCCAGAGUACAGUGCAAAAAGAAAGGGAUUCACUUGGGUAUGUACAAUGAACUUGUCAGUACUUCACAGACUGAACAAACCUGGCUGCUGAAGUCUCAAAUGUUUAGGUGUGGAUGUUUGAAAACUGUCUUUUAAGUCUCAAUGAUGUUUCUCUGUUGAAGCCUAGCAGCUUUUAAAUAACUGUCCUGUAAAGCAGUAGGUUAUUAAACUUGUUUAUCAAAACUAA